Molecule: messenger RNA, 3005 nt
Organism: Rhineura floridana
Lineage: Eukaryota; Metazoa; Chordata; Lepidosauria; Squamata; Rhineuridae
Product: immunoglobulin superfamily member 2-like
Exons: 8
Coding region: 43-2769 (908 amino acids)
Source: RefSeq, a predicted model, not a curated record
AGACAUUUCUUCCUUGCAGAGGAAGAAAGUCUAUUUUAACUAAUGGGACCCACUCAGUGCUUGACAGCUGUGCUCCUCCUGCUCCUUGAUCUCUGUGCAGGAAAAAGGAUGGUGUCCAUUCAGAAGGGACUUCUUUAUCGAGCAAGAGGCUACCACAUCACCAUCUGGUGUAAUGUCAGUGGCUAUCAGGGAUCACAGGAGCAGAAUUUCCGUUGGUCCAUUUAUUUGCCAUCUGCCCCACAGAGAGAACUGCAGAUUAUCAGCACUGAUGACAACUCCUUUCCUUAUGCUAUCUACUCUCAACGUGUCAGAAGUAGGGAGAUCUACUUAGAAAGAAUCCAAGGAGAUUCUGUUCUGCUGCACAUCUCUGAGCUCAAAGACGAGGAUGCUGGUGAAUAUGAGUGUCACACACCCAACACAGAUGAUACUUAUCUUGGGACUUACAGUGCCAAAAUGCAUCUUUCUGUAAUUCCAGACAUGCUCUCUGCCACCAUGAAGCCACAGGCUCUCAUCCGUGAUCAAGGGGAUUCAUUAGAACUCAUUUGUGAAGCGUCAACAGCAACAGCCCAACACACCCAUCUUUCUGUUACCUGGUAUCUUCUUCAAGAACAAGGCGAUGGACAAGCCCAGAGAAUUCUUUCUGUGUCCAGAGAUUUUGUCUUACUUCCAGGAUCCUCCUAUAAUCAAAGGUUUUCCUCAGGAGAUAUUAGGCUAGACAAAAUUGGGGGCAAACAAUAUAAAUUGUCCAUUGUCAACAUACAACCCUCGGACCAGGGGGAAGUAUAUUGUGAAGCAGUGGAAUGGAUUCAAGAUCCUGAUGAAACUUGGAAAGAUAUUGCCCGGAAACAGACAGAAAAAACAUCACUAACCAUCAGAAGCCUGGAAAGCCACUUGCAAUUGUUUGUGGGGGUCAAUAAAGAAAAAAUCAUGGAAGGAGAAACUUUGGUCUUCCACUGUAAUGUGAGUUUAGCUGCAAAUUCACUAUCUGUGAACUGGUGGCAUAUCCAGAAGGCCAGAGAUCCUCCAGUGCUCUUAGCCAGCAUGGAUCAAGAUGGCAGACUAAAGAUAGGUACAUCCUAUUUGGAGCGCAGUGCUCAUGGUGAGCUCAAAUUAGAGAAGAUGGACCAUUCUGCUUUCAUCUUGACCAUCUACAACACUUUAGCUGCUAAGGAUACUGGUCUUUAUCGCUGUGAAAUGACAGCAUGGUCCAAGGGCAGGAACUGGAGAAACACACAGGAAAUCUCAACAGAAGUUGAACCACUGGGACUGAAUUUGAAAGCUGUACUGAGCAGCAGAGUUCCAAAUGUAAAGCUGCAUGAAGAGUUUGAACUGUUUUGCAAGGUGUCCACUAAUGACGUCACCAACAAUGUGCCAAUCUCCAUCACCUGGCAGUUUCAACCUAGCAUAAAGCUGGGUGGUGGCUAUCAGCGAGUGGUCAAAGUCACUGCUGGAGGCGCCAUCGAAUGGGGAUUGGGCUUUAUGCAAUUCCAGAAGAAAACAAAAAUUUCGAAACUCUCUUCUUUCUCCCAGCUCAUAAUCCACAGUGCCACAUGGCAAGAUGCAGGGUUGUAUAGGUGUGAAGCAGAAAUCUGGAGGAAUGCAUGGCAAGCCAGAAAUUUGUCUAUGGUAGCAGCUGCCAUGGUAUUCUCUAAUCCUGUUGAGAUAAAGGUCACAAAACCAGAAAUCAAGCUAAGAGUCAACAUGGAUGCGAAGUUUCUGGAAAUCUCUAGCAAGGAAGAUAUAGAAAUUGACUGCAGAAUCCUGUCAUUGACCAAUGAGGAUUCUCAGUUAGGAGUUACCUGGUAUUUUGUCCCAUUUUCUCCUGUGGAUGCAGUUCCACUGCUGAUUAUAAAAACUAAUUAUAGUAACGUAUUAGAAUAUGGGGAAGCAUUCAGUUCUCCACAUCAGAAAUCCAGGUUCCAUAGUGAAAAGGUCUCCAAAUACCUGUACCAACUGCUUAUUCUGUCAGGGGAUUAUGAUGCCCAUGGUAAAUAUUACUGCAUAGUAGAUGAAUGGAUCUGGUCAACAGAUGGUGGCUGGUACAAACUUGGAAAGAUGGAGUCUGGAAAAACCACAGUGCAUUUUACGCUUUCAGAAAAUAAACCGUUCAUUGAAAGAACAAACUACAGCAUUACUGUCACCGAAAAUGAGGAUGUGAUCUUGAAUUGUACCCUGCAAAACCCAAUACAGCCCACAUCCCACUUCUCCAUCAGUUGGUUUAAAGUGUCAGAAUAUUCCAGUACUGAAACGCUAGUGAAAAUGAAAAAUAAUGGUAUCCUUGAGUAUGGCGAUGGGAAGAUGACAAGGAGGUUGCAGCCCCACUGCCCGUCUGUUGGUGAUUUUCGUCUGGUCCUGCAGAAUGCAGAAAUGGCAGAUGCUGGGCUGUUCUACUGCCAGGUGGAAGAACUGCAGGCAAUCAACUGUAAUGCUACACGAGUCCAACAUGCAUUGGGUCAAUCGGGAUACAGCCAGCUUGUUGUGCUCCCUUCAGCAUCAACCAAUUCUUCCCAGAUCUGUUCUUCUCCAUCACUUUUCCAUUUCAUUUUAUUCUACCCUCUGGUUCUGUUCCUUAUCCUGAUGGCUAUUUUCCUCUUCUUGCACUUUAAAAAGAAACAUGUUCAGAAGAAAAAACUGAAUCUGGGAGAAAGCAAGACAUCUGGUGAAGAGCUUGAGGUGGUGGCACCAGCCCACUUCAAAUUCAGUGACAAAAGUAGUAGCAAUGCUGCAGAGGAAGUAAUCCAUCGUCUCAAGGCUAAUGAAGAGGACUGACUGUUCCCUGAAGAGUGGAUAGAGCCAUUUGAUGUCACGUGGAAUGCAAAUGACUCUUUUCUUCAGGCAGUUAAAGUAGCCAUGGUUAUGGAUUGCUUUUCUGUUCUCUGUAGCAUCCAUUUGAGGUCCUCCCAAAUUGUCACUUCUGUCUUAUCCCACCCCUGUGAAUCCAACAAACUACAUAACUCUUGAAUUCCAUUUCUUUGCAAAAAUAGGCAUUUAAAUCUUAACUCACA